Molecule: messenger RNA, 3386 nt
Organism: Cryptotermes secundus
Lineage: Eukaryota; Metazoa; Arthropoda; Insecta; Blattodea; Kalotermitidae
Product: zinc finger protein 271
Exons: 2
Coding region: 1371-2873 (500 amino acids)
Cellular component (GO): plasma membrane
Molecular function (GO): ABC-type transporter activity; ATP binding; ATP hydrolysis activity
Source: RefSeq, a predicted model, not a curated record
UACUCCUGACACCAGUUGUCAUGUGUUAGUACAAACAGGGUUUGGACUGAUUAUAAAUUUAUUGAAUGCUCACUACUUGUAACUAAAAAUGUGUGUAAUGGUCUCAGUAUUCUACAUAAUCUAGAAAUAACUGCUGUUUCUCUCUUGCCUGUUGCUUGGUAGCAGUGUCUAACAGUGGGAAUUCCCUCUAAUGUUUGCGUGCUCAUCGUCUCCUGUCCUAACUGACUACUGACCACCAACGGUAACUCUCUGUCCAUUUCGUAAUUUGCUGCUGACCUUUACAAGCACACUCAUUCAUGGUUUCGGGCCCUGUUAGGACCCAUGACCAAAUUUUUCUCUCUCUAGGCCAGGUGAUGUUGAGUAAAUUACUCAUGGGUCUUGCCAGCACAGUCAUUCCUGGUUUUGGGCCUUGUGGGACCCAUGAUCUAUAUGUUCUUCUGAUUCACAGCUUUCUGUUUCUGUCCAUCUGGCUGUCCACUAAAUUGCUGUUGGCCUUCACCAGCCCAGUCAUUCUUGGUUUCAGUUUCAGGUUUUGAGUAAAUUGCUGCUGGUCCUCGCCAGCACAGCCAUUCUUGGUUCCAGGCCCCGCAGGACUCAUGACAAUAUUUUUCUGCCACCUGACUGCGACUGAGUCCUCUUGAUCCUCCCUAUAUAACUUCAUAAUGGACUGCAUAGAAAACACCACCCCCAACAGUUCCUCUAUUCUUGUGUGCAUAUUUCUUGCCACAGUAACAUGUUUACUGAGCCUUGGCCUAGCAUUGGACAUCUUCUCAGGCUCCCCUGUUCCAGCUCUCAGGUGUCAUGUCACAGUACGUUUGUAGAUAAUAUGAUAAUGGUGAUGGGCAGAAUAUUUGGCACUAUGAGGGAGGAAGAAACUGGAGUUGGAGAAAAUUGAACGGUGAUAACUUUGCAAUUUUUGCUCAUUACACAACUUUUUUUUACAAAGAUCAGAUGAAGCAAGAUGAGAUGGGUAGGUCGUAAAGCAUGGAUGUGAGAGAUGAGAGAUGUGUACAGAAUUUUGGUCAGAAAACGUGAACGAAGAGACCACAUAGGAGACUAUGCCUAGAUGGGAAACAAUAUUAAAACAGAUCUUAACCCCCUGAAUAUUACUUAAUCUCUGGAAGUAGGGACUAGCUAUAUCAAUUCAACCUAACUGAGUAGGUUCCGCCUGAGGCCAGAGACAGAAUCCAGUCUCAAAAACGUGUGUUUUAAAUAAAAGCAGGGUGAUAGAUAAUGUCCAGAAACACAGGUAACUAACUGUAUUAAUAUACCAUCACCAUAAACUUUAUUUCUUAGUUAUGAUCUUGACAGAUAUGGCAUGUUCAUAUUAGUGGAAGUGUGUUGUAUUUUAUGUAAUCAGAGAAAGAACCAUGACUGUUAUGAGUAUGAUGGUUUUACAGAAUUACAUGGAUUUAGAGAAAGCUGCACUUGUAUCAUGUAGUGAGACAUGGCCAGCAUCUUCAUGUGAUGCAGAUCAGGCCACAGAUAUGAAAGUUGAGCAUGUCUCAGAUGUGGAAGAGGAGGGGGAUCCUGUGCAAAUUACAUUUCCAGGAAUAAAGGCUGAACUUGAGAGUUCUCAGAAUGAACACUUUCCUAUGCAUCCGUUUCUCUGCGAUGUGUGUAAUAAGUCAUUCGUUAAGAAGAGUCAACUGAAGAAACAUAAAAGCAUACAUACUGGAGAGCGGCCAUUUUCAUGCAGUGUAUGUAAUAAGUCAUUCAGACAGAAGAGUGUUCUGAAGACACAUUAUCUCACACAUAGUGAGGAGCGGCCAUUUCCCUGUAAUGUAUGUAAGAGGUCAUUCAUAACGAAGAGUAAUCUUAAGAAACAUGAACUCAUACAUAGUGAGGAGCGGCCAUUUUCCUGUGAAGUGUGCAACAAAUCAUUUGGGCAGGAGAGUAAUAUGAAGACCCAUCAACUCAUACAUAGUUGGGAAGCACCGUUUCCCUGUGAUAUGUGUAAUAAAUCAUUCAGCAAUCAGAGUCAUCUCUUGAGACAUAAACACAUGCAUAGUGGAGAGCGCCUAUUUUCCUGUGUUGUGUGUAAUGAAUCAUUCAGUACUAAUGGUGAGCUGAAGAAACAUCUAAAAAUACAUAAGGUGGAGCGGCCAUUUUCCUGCAAUAUAUGUAUGAAGUCAUUCAGUCGGAAAAGUGAUCUGAAGAAGCAUCAACUCAUACAUACUGGGGAGCAGCCAUUUUCAUGUGGUAUAUGUAAUAAAUCAUUCAGUCGACAAACUGAUCUGAGGAGACAUCAAAAUAUUCAUAGUGAGAAGCAGCCAUUUUCCUGUGUAGUAUGUAAUAAAGCAUUCAGUCGGCAAAGUGAUCUGAAGAGACAUGAGAGCAUACAUAGUUGUGAGAGGCCAUUUUCCUGUGAUAAAUGCAAUAAAUCAUUCGGUUGGCAAAGCGAUUUGAAGAGACAUCAACGCAUACAUAGUGGAAAGUGGCCAUAUAUCUGUGAUGUAUGUAAGAAAUCGUUCAGUUGGCAAACUGAUUUGAAGAACCAUCAGCGCCUACACAGCGGGGAGCAACCAUUUUCCUGCAGUGUAUGUAGUGAAUCAUUCAGUUGGCAGAAACAUCUGAAGAGACAUCAACUGAUACAUAAUGAGGAGCGGCCAUUUUCAUGCAUUUCAUGUACUAAAUCAUUCAGUAAUAACAGUGAUCUAAAAAAACAUCAUAAGAUACAUAGCCUGGAGCGACCAUUUUCCUGCAAUGUAUGUAUUAAGUCAUUCACUCGGAGAAGUGAUCUGAAGAAGCAUCAACGCAUUCAUAGUGGGGAGAGGCCAUUUUCCUGUGAUGUGUGUAAUAAGUCAUUUAGGGAGCAGAGUUUUCUGAAGAAACAUCAACGCAUACAUAGUGGGGAGCUUACAUUUUCCUGAGCAGUCUGAAGAGUCAUCAUUUCAUAAGCAGUAGAAUGUAUUCCUGCCCUUUGGAUGUUUGUCUUAAAUCUUUCCAUUGUCUGAAGAGUUGUAGCAUCCAUAGUAGAGAGCCCCUGGUCUUGUAUCAUUUCUGUUAUAUCGAGGUCUGAAAGAGUAUCAACUCUUGAACAUCCACUGUGUUCAAGUGUAUGUUCUGGAACUGGACUACUAUGAUAUUUGCCUAUACAUCAGUGAGUAUUCACAGUCCAGCAUAAGUGAAUUAUGUGGCUGUCUCAUAUUGCCAGACCUUUCCUCUUUUGCCCUCAGUUCUAAGAAAACCUCUAAGAGCACAGUCAUAACAACUUUUUUUGGUUUGUAAGAAAUAUCACUUUCUAAGUGUAAAACAACUGGGAUAUAACCCUAACACUUAGAAUAACAAUCUUGGCAUUAAGCAAUUUUAUGUUAUCCUAGAUGUCUGUGUUUGUUGCUUUGCAUUGUGCCAUGGCAGGAGUUGGUAGAGCGAUGGGCUAAGCU